This is a messenger RNA of Sorghum bicolor (sorghum), 3310 nucleotides long. Its product is annotated as glutamate receptor 2.8. The coding region runs from base 1 to 2874 and encodes 957 amino acids. Gene Ontology annotation, cellular component: plasma membrane. The record is from RefSeq and is a predicted model, not a curated record. Gene Ontology annotation, biological process: G protein-coupled receptor signaling pathway. NCBI's taxonomy places the organism in Eukaryota, Viridiplantae, Streptophyta, Magnoliopsida, Poales, Poaceae. Gene Ontology annotation, molecular function: G protein-coupled receptor activity; ligand-gated monoatomic ion channel activity. The transcript is spliced from 5 exons.
AUGGAAAUAGCUAACAGAAUCAUUCUGCUCCUCUUGUUAUUACCUGGAAUUGCUGUUGCACAAAAUGCUUCUGGAGGAAGAACACAGGAGGUCCAUGUGGGGGUCAUCCUUGAUUUGGGGUCCUUGGUCGGCAAAAUAGCAAUCACCAGCAUUUCAUUGGCUCUAGAGGACUUCUAUGCUGCCCACCAAAACUAUAGCACAAAGCUUGUUCUCCACAUCAGGGAUUCCAAGAGUGAUGAUGUCCAGGCUGCAUCUCAAGCUUCUACAAAGUACGUCUUUGUAUGCUGUUCUGCAGCUCUUGACCUGUUGGAGAAUUACAAUGUAGAAACUAUCAUUGGUCCUGAGAAAUCUUCACAAGCUAUAUUUAUCUCGGAACUUGGAACUAAAAGUCAUGUUCCAGUCAUCUCCUUCACUGCAACAAGCCCAACUCUAUCCACUAGCAGUCUUCCAUAUUUUGUCAGAGCAACACUAAAUGACUCAGCACAAGUGAGCUGCAUUGCCUCAAUAAUUAAGGCCUAUGGAUGGAGAAAGGUCAUCUCAAUCUAUGAAGACUCUGAAUACGGUAGAGGUAUCAUAUCUUACCUUGUCGAUGUCCUCCAAGAAGUUAAUGUGCAGGUUCCCUACCGCAGUGUGAUUCCUCCAUCAGCAACUAGUGAACAAAUUACCAAAGAAUUAUAUAAGCUGAUGACAAUGCAAACAAGGGUCUACAUUGUGCACAUGUCCUCGAUGUUGGCCUCCACCCUCUUCUUAAAAGCUAAAGAAAUAGGAAUGAUGGAAAAAGGGCAUGUAUGGAUCAUAACUGGUGGAGUAACCAAUCUCAUAGAUUCUUUGCAUCCUUCUGUCGUGGAAUCAAUGAAUGGUGCCUUGGGUGUCCACUUUUAUGUUCCCAAAUCAACAGAACUGGAUAACUUCACUACAAGGUGGAAUAUGAGGUACCGAAUUGACAACCCGACUGACCCACCCUCAAAAUUAAGCAUCUUUGGACUGUGGAGCUAUGAUACAAUCUGGGCAGUAGCACAAGCUGCAGAAAAGGUUGGACUUGCCAAUGCCACAUUUCGGAAACCAAUAUCCAAACAAAAAACAACAGACUUGGAAACCUUGGAAACAUCUAGUAAUGGUCCAGAACUCUUGAAGGAAAUCAUGCAGAGUAAAUUUAUAGGUUUGAGUGGCAGGUUUGACCUUUCAGACAGGCAGCUGGUUGUUUCAGCAUUUCAAAUAAUAAAUAUAUUUGGAAGAGGGUGGAGAGAAAUAGGAUAUUGGAGUGCACAAAAUGGACUUUCAAGAAAAUUAAAUCAAUCACAACCAACAACAUAUUCAACCUCAAUGCCAGAUCUGAACCCUGUGAUCUGGCCAGGAGAAACCACAGACAUACCUAAAGGCUUUGAGGUUCCUGCAAGUGGGAAGAAGCUUCAAGUUGGUGUACGCCCAAGUGGAUAUCAACAAUUUAUAAAGGUUGAGAAGGAUCAAAUCACAGGUGCAACUAAAGCAACUGGCCUUUCAGUUGAUGUGUUUGAAGAGGCAGUAAAGAUACUUCCAUAUGCAGUUCCUUUUGAGUAUAUAUUAUUUGGCUCUCCGGAGGAUACAAGUAGCAGAAGCUAUGAUGAUUUUGUCUACCAAGUUCAUCUUAAGAUAUACGAUAUAGUGAUUGGAGAUAUAACAAUAAGAUAUAACAGAACUUUCUACGCUGACUUUACUGUGCCAUACACGGAAUCAGGGAUAGCAAUGGUGGUUCCUGUCAGGGACAGCAUAAACAAGAACACAUGGAUUUUCUUGAAGCCACUAACACCUGGCAUGUGGCUUGGGAGCAUUGCAUUCUUUAUCUACACUGGUGUAGUGGUGUUCUCAUUGGAGUUUCUAGGCAACAAUCAGAAUGUUCGUCGGCCAAUUCCCAGACAGCUCGGGAUUCUAAUCUUUUUCUCCCUAUUCGAAGAGAAAGAGAUUGUGGAACGCUUUUUAUCUCGGAUAGUGCUGAUUGUGUGGCUGUGUUUUCUUCUGGUAGUUACAUCAAGUUACACUGCAAACUUGUCAUCAAUGUUGACUGUACAACAGCUUCAUCCUACUGUGAAUGAUAUCCAAGAACUCCUAAAAAGUGGAGAAAAUGUAGGAUACCAUCGUGGUUCAUAUGUCAAGGGACUUUUGGAAGAACUUGGUUUUGAAAGAUCCAAGAUCAAGCCCUAUGAUACACCAGACGAUUUUCACAAUGCACUUUCAACAGGAAGCAGUAAUGGUGGUAUUGCAGCUCUCGUGCAUGAAGUUCCUUACAUUAAACUGUUCCUUGCAAACCACUGCAAAGGUUACACUAUGGUCGGACCAAUUUAUAAGGCUGCAGGUUUUGGAUAUGCACUUGCAAAGGGAAAUCCCCUACUCAGCGACAUCUCAAAGGCAAUCCUAAAUGUAACAGGGGGAGAUACCAUACUUCAAAUCGAGAAAAAAUGGAUAGGGUAUCAAAAUGACUGCCAAAAUGUGGGUCCCAUCACAGGUUCAAGCAGCCUCACCUUUGACAACUUCAGGGAACUGUUCAUCCUAACUGGAGCUGCUUCAACUUCUUCUCUUUUGAUAGCAUUGGUAAUUUAUGCCUACAAAAAGCAGCACAGAUCAACAGAAGUCAUAGAAGUUGAUAGAACGCAGGUAGAAGAAAACAGAGCAAAUGAAGAUAAGAAUGAGCCUCAAGAAGGAAACCAAGGAGUGGCACCUGAGGACCAUGUCCAGUUUAGACGAGACAGGGAAGAAAACGACCAGCUGCAUGAGCAAACUGGUUCAGAAAGGGUGGGUGACAGAAAUCCUCACACAAGCACAGAUGCGUGCAAUGGUUCAGUUGCCUCUCACAGGGGCGAACCAAUCACUGUUCUCCAAGCAGAAUCCAUCAGAAGUUGAGCUUUUUUGUUCCCCCUAUUAGCUUAUAGUGAUCUCAGUCCCACAAGUCAAUGAGCUCACCAAAGCCUACAAAUCGAGAGGCUCUUGUUACCCUUAAACUUGCAAGUGAAUAAACCUGCAUUAUGCAGGAGUAUAUUUUGACACUUGAACCACCUGAUAGCAAUUUGAAAAAUGCCAAUGCAGAAACUUAAUUACGGAAUCCUCCGUUGAGGCAUUCCAUCGAGCAUCUGCGCUGCAUCAACUACAGACGAGUGCAUCAUGCUCUAAGCGCACCAAUCCAUGGACACCAUGGGUAGGGUAGUUGCCGCUUCAGUCGUACACGAAGUGCCGGAUCGUGAGCACCCUGGACCAGGAUACGGCUGCCAGCGCCACGGGCGUUUCAGGCUGAUUAGCAGGGGGCGCAUGCGCGUCCACCAGUAGUGCGAGGUCUACCUCC